AGUUUCCCAUCAUCCUCUCUUUCUCUUUCCUGCUGCUGUCGCUCGCGUGGAAGCUGGUGCCAUCAUGAAGGUCGAGCUGUGCAGUUUCAGCGGAUACAAGAUCUACCCCGGCCAUGGGCGCCGCUAUGCUCGCACCGACGGCAAGGUUUUUCAGUUCUUGAAUGCAAAAUGUGAGUCUGCAUUCCUUUCUAAGAGAAAUCCCCGCCAAAUCAACUGGACUGUUCUGUACAGGCGGAAACACAAGAAGGGACAGUCAGAAGAGAUACAAAAGAAGCGCACACGUCGUGCUGUGAAGUUUCAGAGAGCCAUCACUGGUGCAUCUUUAGCUGAGAUUAUGGCUAAGCGAAAUCAGAAGCCUGAAGUACGAAAGGCACAGAGGGAACAAGCUAUUAGGGCUGCAAAAGAAGCCAAGAAAGCCAAGCAAGCAACCAAGAAAACUGCUGUUUCUGCUGCAAAGGCUCCUACAAAGGCAGCACCUAAGCAGAAGAUUGUGAAACCAGUGAAGGUUUCUGCUCCCCGUGUUGGUGGAAAGCGCUAAUUUGCUGAACUGUUAGUCUUUCUGAAUAAAUACCUGACUGACGUU
Molecule: messenger RNA, 583 nt
Organism: Neopsephotus bourkii (Bourke's parrot)
Lineage: Eukaryota; Metazoa; Chordata; Aves; Psittaciformes; Psittacidae
Gene: RPL24
Product: ribosomal protein L24
Exons: 6
Coding region: 65-538 (157 amino acids)
Biological process (GO): cytoplasmic translation
Cellular component (GO): cytosolic large ribosomal subunit
Molecular function (GO): mRNA binding; structural constituent of ribosome
Source: RefSeq, a predicted model, not a curated record